Molecule: messenger RNA, 5493 nt
Organism: Oryctolagus cuniculus (rabbit)
Lineage: Eukaryota; Metazoa; Chordata; Mammalia; Lagomorpha; Leporidae
Source: RefSeq, a predicted model, not a curated record
UGCCGUGGCCAGCACAGAGGUGAAGAUGAAGUUGCAAGAAUUCGUGCUCAAUAAGAAGAAGGCGCUGGCCCACAGGAACCUGAACCACUGCAUUUCCAGUGACCCCCGCUACUGGUACGGGAAAACGCAGCACAGCUCCCUGGACCAGAGUUCGCCGCCCCAGAGCGGGACGUCCGCCUCCUACGCCCACCCGGUGCUGGGGAUGUACGACACCAAAGACGACUUCCCGCUCAGGAAGACAGCUUCUGAACCCAACUUGAAACUGCGGUCCCGGCUCAAGCAGAAAGUGGCCGAGAGGCGGAGCAGCCCCCUGCUGCGCAGGAAGGAUGGGCCAGUGGUCACCGCUCUCAAAAAGCGUCCGUUGGAUGUCACAGACUCUGCGUGCAGCAGCGCCCCGGGCUCCGGGCCCAGCUCGCCCAACAACAACAGCUCUGGGAACGUCAGCACGGAGAACGGCGGUGUGCCGGCCGCACCCAGCAUCCCCACUGAGGCCAGCUUGGCGCCCAGGCUCGUGACGAGAGAAGGCUCUGUGGCCCCGCUCCCUCUCUACACGUCGCCAUCCCUGCCCAACAUCACCUUAGGACUUCCGGCCACCGGCCCGUCUGCUGGCGCAGCGGCCCAGCAGGACACCGAGAGGCUGGCGCUCCCCGCCCUGCAGCAGCGGAUCUCCCUGUUCCCUGGCAGCCACCUCGCCCCCUACCUGAGCACCUCGCCCCUGGAGCGGGACGGCGGGGCAGCGCACAGCCCCCUUCUGCAGCACAUGGUGUUGCUGGAGCAGCCGCCCGUGACAGACUGGUAUCUUUCAGGCCUGGGAGCACUGCCCCUCCACACACAGCCCCUGGUUGGUGCAGACCGGGUGUCCCCAUCCAUCCACAAGCUGCGGCAGCACCGCCCGCUGGGGCGCACGCAGUCGGCGCCGCUGCCGCAGAACGCGCAGGCGCUGCAGCACCUGGUCAUCCAGCAGCAGCACCAGCAGUUCCUGGAGAAGCACAAGCAGCAGUUCCAGCAGCAGCUGCACCUGAACAAGAUCAUCUCCAAACCCAGCGAGCCGCCCCGGCAGCCUGAGAGCCACCCCGAGGAGACGGAGGAGGAGCUCCGCGAGCACCAGGCCCUGCUGGACCAGCCGUACCUGGAGCGGCUCUCUGGGCAGAAGGAGGCGCAGGUGGCGGGGGUGCAGGUGAAGCAGGAGCCCAUCGAGAGUGAUGAGGAGGAGGCGGAGCCCCGAGAGGCGGAGCCCGGCCAGCGCCCGCCCACAGAGCAGGAGCUGCUCUUCAGACAGCAAGCCCUCCUCCUGGAGCAGCAGCGCAUGCACCAGCUGAGGAACUACCAGGCGUCCAUGGAGGCCGCAGGCAUCCCAGUGACCUUCGGGGGCCACCGGCCGCUGUCGCGGGCGCAGUCCUCCCCCGCGUCUGCCACCUUCCCCGUGUCUGUGCAGGAGCCCCCUGCCAAGCCGCGCUUCACCACAGGCCUCGUGUACGACACGCUGAUGCUGAAGCACCAGUGCGCCUGCGGCAACACCAACAGCCACCCCGAGCACGCCGGGCGCAUCCAGAGCAUCUGGUCCCGCCUGCAGGAGACCGGGCUGCGCAGCCAGUGCGAGUGCAUCCGCGGACGGAAGGCCACACUGGAGGAGCUGCAGACGGUGCACUCGGAGAGCCACACACUCCUCUACGGCACAAACCCCCUCAACAGGCAGAAACUGGACAGUAAGAAACUUCUAGGUAUUUGCUCUGCGCCCUUCCCUCCCCGACAGGGUUGUGGCAUCCCCAGGCUGCUCCAGGCCUCUCCCUCGGGGCUUGGGGGGCUGCAGGGCCACCCACGGGGGUCCCAAGGCUCGGGGUCUGGGAGAGAAAUGCUCAGCCUCACCGCACGGGAGCUGCUGUGUCCAGUGACGGUGUCUUGCCGCAGGCGUGCGUGGGGAGGAAAUGGACUGAGAGCCACUGGUUUACCAGAAUCUUGGAUGGCGGAGUGUAGACUAUGGAGGCUGUGCCCAGAGCGGCUCACGGGGAUGACCAAGAGGAGGCCCGGAGAGGGAGCAUCACAGGUCUGGCGCCGUGAGCAUCAGCUUCCGGGCCAAAGGCCGCCUGCUUCCAGCCUCUGGCAGGCUGGGGAGAGUUGACAUCAUGAAAAUAACUUUUUUUAUAUAAGAUUUGUUUACUUAUUUAUUUGAAAGGCGGAACAACAGAGAGGGAGACACAGGCAGAGAGUGAGCCAUCUUCCAUCCACUGGUUCGCUUCCCUGAUGGCUGCACUAGCCAGGGCUGGGCCAGGCCACAGCCAGGAACCAGGAACUCCAUCCGGGUCUCCCACAUGGGCGGCAGGGCCCAAGCACUUGAGCCGUCUCCACUGCCUUCCCAGGAGCAGCCAGGACUUGAACCAGCACUCCAGCCAGCAUGGAUACAACGUUCUCAGAGGCUCUCCUGCCUCGCCGCAGGGGUCUUGCACAGAGGUGGGGGCCUCGCCCGCUCCCUGGGCGCAGACCACAGACCUGGGGCCUGCAGAUGGGUGUGAGGACUCCCUGCUUUUCCCUCCCUGGCCGUCAGCCGCCCCCCAUCAGUUUUUGUCCCCGAGUUCCCUCCCUUUGUCCCCUCGGGGAGAAGCCAGCAGCCACUCUUCCCUGCACAAGCCGCAGGAGGCCCGAGAGGAGCUGCCGGCGCCACGGACGUCGUCCCAGGGCCAGGGGAGCACAGCCGUGCGGGGGCCUGGGACCCCGCAUACCCGCCCUGACAGGCUCCUCCAUCCGUGCGUUCACUGGUUGUCCUCAUUCAGAGCCCGCUUUUAUUUUUAAAGAUUUGUCUGUAUUUUGAAAGUUAGAGUUAGAGAGAGAAAGGGAGAGACAGAGAGAGAUCCUCCAUCCACAGGUUCACACCAGGAUGGCUGCAGCAGCCAGUGCUGAGCCAGGCCGAUGCCAAGAACCAGGGGCCUCAUCCGGGUGUCCCACACGGUGGCAGGGACCCAAGUCCUUGGGCCUCCUCUGCUGCUUUUCCCAGGCCGCUAGCAGGCAGCUGGAUCAGAAGUGGAGCAGCCGAGACUCAAACCGGCGUCUCAGGCAACAACCUUACACACUGUCACAACCCCAGCCCAGGCACAAGGCUUUCUGAAGGCAAAAACACUCAAGUUCAGGAAAAACAGGGAAGAAAUCGGCAGUGACAGGUUGAGGAAAGUGGGCCCUGGAGCCAGUGCCAGGCCGGUUGCCACCUUGGCGACCUCCCACAGUUCCCACAGUGCCAGGGGCUCUCGGCUGCUGGGGGGCAGAGUUAGGGCUGACCGACAGACUCUAGGCACCAUGACAGCACCUGAGCUCCAUGGUCUUGACAGCUGCUUGUCCAUAAAGGGCAGGGCAGGGGUCCCUGGGCUGGAGACCUCUGGGCCAGACCAGGGCAUGAGCACCAAGCCUGCCUCCCCUCGCUCGCGCCUUCCCCACACUGGGCUCCCAGCUCCCUGGCCCUGCUCUCCAGGACAUGCAGCCCCGGCACCCAGCGCCCCAGCUGGCUGUUGGGACUGAGCAGUAGAUGGCAGGAGGCGUCUGUCCUGACGCAGCGCUUCCUAGGAGGCAGAGAUGGGCGCGGGGCAGAGAAACCCAAGCUGUCCGCCGUGGCCUGAGAGAACACGGCCGGGUGUGAGGGGAAGGGAGAGGUCCCACACAGUCAGAGAGGACCCGGCUGAGAGACGGCUGCAGGGAGAAGACGCAUGGGCUUGAGAGAUGGCACGGCUGGAGGACCGAUGCAAGCAGAGAAAAAUUGGAGGUGCCCCCUCCUGUCAGGACCCACACAGCAGGAGGCCAGAACCAAGGAGGUGCCAGGGUGCGGGGACCCACAGCAGGGUCCCAAAAGGAAGGGUGGACAGGUGGGGGACAGAGUCAAGAUGCCCCCCGUUCCAGAGAGACCCAGGGCAGGUGGCUCACAGGGUGGGGUGCAGGGCCUCAGGGCAUCACCUUGGGAUCGUUCUGUCCGGAGCAGGGGCAGCAGGUGCAUCCCAGAGGCUGACCCCACAGAGUGGCCCAGGAGAUGGCCACGUCCCCCAGGCUGGCCCGCAGCUGUGUGCCUGGGAGCUGCGUCCUGUCUGCCACAGCCAGGUGACCGCGCGUGUCCUAAAUUCUGGGCUCUUGCUUAUCCACACCAUGCAGCCCUCACCCCCAGUCUGGCCCCACAGCCUGCAUCUCACCUGCCUGAGUCCCUCAGCUGGGCCCACUGGGGGUGCUGGCCACAGGGGGAACCUGACCUGCAGCUGUUGCAAGAUCGCUGACCCCCAGGAAGCACGUGGGGGACACCCUCCAGGCAGCCUUGUGGGGCUGUCACCACACAGGCAUUCGCGUCCUGUGCUUGUGGGGCCAGGUUUGUUCUUGCUGCUUGCCUGGCCGCCGCCCCCAUGGAGCAGCAGACAGGGUCCCGGCCGCUGGAGGGAGCUGCUGUAUCGCUGUCCUUGGCCGCAGCACAUGGCGGAUAGGCCGUGUGCGUCCUGGUGUGCGCUUUCCAUGCAGGCUCCCUGCCCCGUGUGCUCAGAGCCAGGCGCUCAGGGAGAGGCAGACCAGGGACACCCGGGACAGGCUCAGGCCGAGAAGCCGCAGCAGUGGCUCCAAUGAAGGGCUGCAGGCUCCUGGAGGGCAGGAGCUCAUGGGAGGCCCGAGGGGGAGCCGAUGUGGGGGAGCUGAGACCCAAGCAGGCGGCUGGAGGACCAGAGAGCAGACGGGACGUGCCGGCAGGACGAGGCUUAAAGGACAAGGACAGCGUGGGCAGUGGGGAACGCAGGCUGCCAGAGCCCAGGCGCUGAGUGGGCACAGCUGUAGCUGCAAAGGCACCCGGCCAGGGACGCACCCUCGGCUUCUGCAGCUUCCCCCUGGGGCCCAGCCAUGCACCUAGGCCAGCACGGCUGCCUGUUUGUGCCCCGAAGGGGAUGAGCCUUCAUGGUGAAGUCGCCCGUGCCUCCUCAGCCAGACUUCCACAGCGGCUGGGGAGCGCCGGGCAGCCCCACGUCGGAGAGAAGGCAGCUCCCAGGCCCCCUCUGCUGACCGUUCGGUGCCGCGUGUAGAGCAGCAGACGUGGGCCCAGCCCUGCACGCUGGUCGACUUUAGAGGCCGCUAUUGACCACGCGCCCCAGGGCCCUCCGCAGUCUGUCUUGGUGCUGUGGCGCUCAGCCUGGCAGGGCGUGGAUUCCGCGUCAGGCUGAGAUGGUGUGAGUUCACUAGACGGUGUGAGAAUUCUCUAGGCUUGCAAGCCGGGUUCAUACCAGGCUGAAGGUUGCCAGAAAUGGGAGGCAGCAGUGGGACAGGUGGUGUCCGUGGGAGCCACGAAGGUGGGCGUGCUGCGUGGUCACCAGUGGGUGCUGCUUGGGCCUUGGCUCUCAGCCGUGGCUAGAGUCCUCCCCUCGAAGACCCCUCUUCAUUUCCACGUCUUUGUUCAGUUGUUGGCCCCACGUCCUCAUGGCCCACUGCUGUCCCUCAGAGGCAACCAUUUUAGGGUUUUAGUGUUCCUUUGGUAGCUGGAUGUCUUGCGGC